Messenger RNA from Humulus lupulus (European hop), 1146 nucleotides. Its product is annotated as protein FLUORESCENT IN BLUE LIGHT, chloroplastic. The coding region runs from base 90 to 989 and encodes 299 amino acids. The transcript has 5 exons. Gene Ontology annotation, molecular function: protein binding. Lineage: Eukaryota; Viridiplantae; Streptophyta; Magnoliopsida; Rosales; Cannabaceae. Gene Ontology annotation, biological process: chlorophyll biosynthetic process. The record is from RefSeq and is a predicted model, not a curated record.
CGAAAAGUAAGGUUGUUUUGCGGUUCUACUCUAGGGGAAUCGUUUGCAAAUUAGUUCGACAAAGGCCACUGUGAGUUUUAUCCGAAACGAUGGCGGUGAUGGUGAUGGUCCGUAGCUCUUGCUUCCUCACUCGCCCCAACUCCUCCUCCAAACCCUUCACGGCCGAUCAAUUCUCUCCCAAGUCCCAUCUUCCCGGAAAAUUAGCUUCGUUUUCAUUAAAAGUGGAAAAGCUUAAAUCAUCAUUCAAAGAUACUUACAAUGAAGUGUUAAAGAUACACCAUAUACUACCGAGCUCAAAUAGUCAGGGAAAUAUGCAGGUCAACUUCCCGGCAGUGGCAAUUUUUGUUAGCAAUGCUCUGGUCACUAUUCCUUUUAAAGCUUUGGCUGAAACAUGUGAGGCUGAUAAUUCUAUGUCCAACAUGCCUGUGCUGCUCGCUGUAGCUCUUAUUGGGGCUACUGUUGGAGGCUUGCUAGCUCGGCAAAGGAAGGCAGAGCUGCAACGACUGAAUGAACAGCUUCGCCAGAUAAAUGCAGCACUUCGAAGACAAGCGAAGAUAGAGUCUUAUGCUCCCACUUUAAGUUAUGCUCCUACAGCAGGAAGAAUACCAGAGAGUGAAGUAAUAGUUGAUUCAAGGAAGCAGGAACUGAUUUCUCGUUUGAAGGCUGGGAAGAAUUAUUUGAGGAAUCAAGAACCAGAGAAAGCAUUUGUGGAAUUUAAGUCAGCUCUUGAACUUGCUAAAGAUUUGAACGAUGCUAUUGAGGAGAAGAAGGCAGCGAGAGGCUUAGGAGCUUCGCUUCAAAGGCAAGGCAAGUAUCAGGAGGCUAUCAAUUACCAUUCCAUAGUUUUGGAGAUCUCUAACCGUGAAAGAGAGAAUUCAGGAAACACCGAAGCAUAUGGAGCAAUAGCCGAUUGUUAUACCGAGCUUGGGGAUCUUGAGCGUGCAGCAAAAUUCUAUGACCAGUACAUUUCGAGAUUGGAAAAAGACUGAUCAACUCAUUUUGUUAAAAAUGUUCCAUUGUGUUAGAAAUUUAUUUGAGGGGCCUGUCAGAGACAUUAGCCUGCGGAUCUUUUCAGUUUGCUUGUGUUCAACCGUGUAGAAUGCUUUAAACUCAAUUUAAAUAAAGAUUUAAAGGGAGAGUAGUCAA